This is a messenger RNA of Cladophialophora immunda, 642 nucleotides long. RefSeq lists its product as uncharacterized. Bases 1 to 642 code for a protein of 213 amino acids. The transcript has a single exon. The record is from RefSeq and is a predicted model, not a curated record. NCBI's taxonomy places the organism in Eukaryota, Fungi, Ascomycota, Eurotiomycetes, Chaetothyriales, Herpotrichiellaceae.
AUGUCUUCUCCCUCUGAAAAGAACGAUGAUAUCUCAGAGCAAUUCCGCCGGGUGGUCGACAAGAUGUGCAUUGCGUCAAUCUUGAACGGCGAUAAUCAAGGCCCGGACCAAAGCCUCGAAGACCACACAAGCCAAUACAACGAUAGCCAGUCGACAGAUGAGGACUUGGAAAGCAGACACUCCACCGAAUAUCGAGCGAGCGAGACCUCACCCGGUGGCUCCAUUGAGUCAAUGAUGGCGGGACGAAAGCGUAGACGACCUCGCUCGCCUUGCAAGAAAUACGAGCUCGAGCAAAAAUACUUCAUCUGGUAUCACCGAAUAGAUUUGGAACAAGAAUGGGACGACAUCGAAAAGGCAUUCCACCGCCAAUUUGGCGACCUCAGAAAAAAGGGCGGACUUCAAUGCAAAUUUUAUCGUGUUCUCGAGGAAUCAAACGUCGCCAAAGUAAGAGAACAAGCCAAAUCGGGACACCGAGACCGACGUGGCAAAAUCGACAAGUUUGGAGUGGUGCAAAGAACCACCCAGCGAUUCCUCUGGAUGCGGCCAGAGGAUCAAUCGAGACCUCCCCUGCCCUGCUUUAUCAAACGGGAUGGCUGCGGAGAUCCGACCUGCGAGAUAUGUGCCCGAGCGCAGAAGACAUGA